Messenger RNA from Lolium perenne, 1461 nucleotides. RefSeq names its product RHOMBOID-like protein 1. Lineage: Eukaryota; Viridiplantae; Streptophyta; Magnoliopsida; Poales; Poaceae. Gene Ontology annotation, cellular component: membrane. Gene Ontology annotation, biological process: proteolysis. Gene Ontology annotation, molecular function: serine-type endopeptidase activity. The record is from RefSeq and is a predicted model, not a curated record.
UCCACGAGCUCAACCUCCUUCGCCGCACAAUCCCGCAUUCCCUGCGCGCAUUCCCCGCGGCCCGCACGAGCCGGCGGCGGCGCCAUGCCGCGGCGGGGCGAGACGGCGGUGGUCCCCAUCGACGCGGACGGCGCCGGCCACAGGAGGCCCAAGAACGGCCACCGUCCGCGCCCGCCGGCGCAGGAGUUCCGGCCGUUCAGGCGCUGGUUCCCGUUCCUGGUGCCGCUCUUCGUGGCCGCCAACGUCGGGCUCUUCGUCCUCACCAUGUACGUGAACGACUGCCCCGCACACGCCGCCGCCGCCGACGCCGCGAUCGGCGGGGCCGCGCAGGCGCAGGCGCAGGGGUGCCUGCUCCAGCAGGACCUCGGCAGGUUCGCCUUCCAGCCAUACAGGGAGAACCCCCUCCUCGGGCCCUCCUCCGCAACGCUGCUGGAAAUGGGGGCGCUAGAAACGAGUAAAAUUGCAAAAGAUCACGAAUGGUACCGCCUCAUCACCUGCAUUUGGUUGCAUGCUGGUGUCGUCCACAUACUCGCCAAUAUGUUGAGUCUCCUAUUGAUUGGAAUCAGGCUCGAGAAGGAAUUUGGUUUCCUGAGGAUUGGCACACUCUAUGUGAUCUCGGGGGUUGGUGGCAGCUUGUUGUCUGCUCUAUUCAUGGUGUCGAAUAUCUCAGUUGGCGCCUCAGGUGCACUGUUUGGAUUACUGGGCUCCAUGCUGUCGGAGCUGAUAACAAACUGGACAAUAUACGAGAAUAAGUUCGCCGCUCUAUUGACUCUUGUUAUAAUCAUUGCUAUCAACUUAGCUGUCGGGAUCCUUCCACACGUUGACAACUUUGCUCAUAUCGGAGGAUUUAUAUCGGGUUUCUUUCUUGGUUUUGUGCUCCUAAUCCGGCCUCAGUUCCAAUACAUCAACCAAAAGAACUCUCCUCUUGGAGUUUCCUCAGGCACAGCUAAAUGCAAGUACAAGAUAUAUCAGAUUAUACUUUUGGUGAUUGCUCUGGUGAUAUUAAUUUGUGGGUUCAUCAUUGGCUUUGUAUUGCUAAUGAAAGGCUUCAAUGCUAGCGAGCAAUGUUCUUGGUGCCAUUAUCUGAGCUGUGUUCCUACUUCAAAGUGGAGCUGCAAAGCACCGAGUAACUAUUGCGUAUCCUCACAGCUUGGAGAACAAUUAAAUCUGACCUGUCAAAGCACUGGGAAGACUGAAACAUAUGUUAUCAACAAUCCAGCCAAUGCGGAAGCAUUAAAACACCUCUGUCUUGGCCUUUGCAGUUGAUGGCAAAUGCAUGGAUUUUCAUGAAAAGGGAUUGAUAUCUGCACACUUUUGGAAGGCAAGUAGAAGCCAAAUGUUCAGUGAGACCUCGGGUAAUGCUUUUGGGCUUCUAAUAGUUCCCUUCAUUGUACACCGUGUAUUGCAAAUGUCAGUUGGCAGUUAUGAAAGAUGGAUGCUUUGAGGCAGUAGUUUCUGAAA